GUAGAUGGAAGGCGGUUGCAAAUAAUAUAAAGCUUGGCCCCUUGACGAUAUCACUACUUAUUUCCUUCAGUUAAUGUACCAUUUAAAGAUUUCCCAAGGAUUCUGCUACUUUUGAUGCCAAGAGGAGUUCCCCCAGCAGCCUGUGAGUCAAAGAUAUAGGGGAGGAGAGCAAAAAGUGGGACUGGCUGACUAUCUACAGAAGACCUAGAAGAUCCUCAGUGCUUGUUGGCCGCUAAACACUUUCAUCAAAAUGGAUUUUUGCAGGGUUCUAUUGCUGCUAAUGCAUUGCAGAAAUGUAAUUGCCGCUUCAGGUUCCUUCUGGCAUAUCUCAGACCUCCAUCUUGACCCACAGUACCAAAAGUCCUCAGAUCCCUUGAAGGUGUGCCCAUCGGCUGGCACUCAGCCAGUGAUCGGUGCAGGAACUUGGGGUGAUUACUUAUGUGACGCUCCCUGGAUUCUUAUCAACUCUUCUGUUUAUGCCAUGAAGAAGAUCCUUCCCGAUCCAGACUUCAUUCUUUGGACUGGAGAUGAUACUCCUCAUGUGCCAGAUGAGAAGCUGGGAGAUGAAACAGUGUUGGAAAUAAUAGAAAAGCUAACUAACCUGAUCAGACAUGUCUUUCCAGACACUCAGGUCUAUCCAGCAAUGGGCAACCAUGACUUCCACCCCAAAAAUCAGCUUCCAGCUGAGGAGAACAGGAUCUACAAUGUAACAGCAGAACUAUGGCGCCCCUGGCUUGGUGAGCCCUCCAUACAGACAUUCAGAACAGGUGCUUUCUACAGUCAGUUGCUGCCUAGUCCUGGACCAGCAAGGCGAAUAAUUGUCCUCAACACAAACCUGUACUAUGAAAAUAAUAAUCGGUCCCUGGGUCUGGAGGAUCCAGGAGGCCAGUUCCAGUGGCUGCAAACUCUGUUGACCAAAGCGUCAGAAACAGGAGAAAAGGUCUAUAUUAUUGGGCAUGUUCCUCCUGGCUUCUUUGAGAAGAAACGAGGCAAACCCUGGUUCCGAAAACACUUUAACCAAAGAUAUACCAAAAUCAUUCAGAAACAUCAUGCCGUGAUUGCAGCACAAUUUUUUGGGCAUCACCAUACGGAUAGCUUUAGAAUGUUCUAUGAUAACACAGGUUCCCCAAUCAGCAUCAUGUUUUUAGCUCCAGCAGUUACACCUUGGAAGACAACCUUACCAGGUGUGCACAACGGAGCCAACAACCCUGGCAUCCGCGUUUUUACGUACGACCGUGACACUCUGCUGGUGAAGGAUAUAGUAACUUACUAUUUAAACCUCACCCAUGCUAACAUGGGAGCUCCAGAGUGGAAGAAAGAGUACAGCUUGACAGAGGCAUACCAGAUCCCUGAUGGUUCUGUUCGCUCCAUGCAUCUGCUCCUGGAGAAGCUUAUGCAGGAUCAAGGCCACCUCCAGAAAUACUACCAAUAUAAUUCAGUGCAGUACGAUCGUACAUUCUGUGAUGACAGCUGCCAGACAGACCACAUCUGUGCUAUCAGAGAAGUUGACUUUGCAAGAUACAGUCAGUGUGUUAGAGCCAGAAGUGCUGCAGCUGCAACCCCAGUUCUGGACAGUCUCUUAUUUUGCUCCACAAUGUGUCUCAUUACUUUAGGCCUCUGGGGCACCUUGAGCAAGCUGGGCCACAAAUAGGACCACAUGGAUUCCACAGGA
Molecule: messenger RNA, 1672 nt
Organism: Candoia aspera
Lineage: Eukaryota; Metazoa; Chordata; Lepidosauria; Squamata; Candoiidae
Gene: SMPDL3B
Product: sphingomyelin phosphodiesterase acid like 3B
Exons: 8
Coding region: 251-1651 (466 amino acids)
Biological process (GO): sphingomyelin catabolic process
Molecular function (GO): sphingomyelin phosphodiesterase activity
Source: RefSeq, a predicted model, not a curated record